AUGCGACACGUCGAUUUUUCCCCCCUUUACCGCUCCACCGUCGGUUUCGACCGGCUGUUCACGAUGCUCGAUUCGCUCGGUCAGCCCGAAAACGGCCAGACCUAUCCCCCCUACAAUAUCGAGCGGACCGGCGAGAACGCCUACCGCAUCACCAUGGCGGUGGCCGGCUUUGCCGAAGACGAUCUGACGAUCGAAGCCAAGGCCAAUGUCCUGAAAGUGGCCGGCGCCAAGGCCGACGACGCGCAGGACGACAGCCGUGAAGUGCUGCAUCGCGGCAUUGCUUCGCGCGCCUUCGAGCGCCGCUUCCAGCUUGCCGACUAUGUGGAAGUGAAGGGCGCCGAACUGGAAAACGGCCUUCUGCACAUCGAUCUGGAGCGCGAAAUCCCCGACUCGAUGAAACCGCGCAAGAUCGAGAUCGCCAAGGGCAAUGGCGCUUCGACUCCCCAGAUCGAAGCGAAAGCCCAGAACUAA
This is a messenger RNA of Effrenium voratum, 471 nucleotides long. NCBI's taxonomy places the organism in Eukaryota, Dinophyceae, Suessiales, Symbiodiniaceae. The record is from the annotation of a GenBank genome assembly.